Molecule: messenger RNA, 4911 nt
Organism: Equus quagga
Lineage: Eukaryota; Metazoa; Chordata; Mammalia; Perissodactyla; Equidae
Gene: NHS
Product: NHS actin remodeling regulator
Exons: 8
Coding region: 451-4911 (1486 amino acids)
Biological process (GO): lens development in camera-type eye; cell differentiation
Source: RefSeq, a predicted model, not a curated record
UCAAACUGAGGCGCGCGCACACACUCACACCCACCCACCCAGACACACACACACACACACACACACACGCCCAUUUAUAGAGGCGGUGGCGGCGGCAGCGGCCAGGGCGGCGGCGGCGGCGAGCGCAGGAAUGAUGGAGCUGAGCCAGCCGACCCGGGUUGGAAGCAAGUGAGGAGAGCCCAGGCGCACCCCGAGAUUUCUGUGCCCCGCGCUUGUCAUCCUCCCCAGGGAACGGUGCACCGGGAGGAGGACCGGCUGGACUGAUUUGCUAGGGAGAGGGCGUGGAAAAGGAGGAGGCCAGGUGAGCGGAGGAGCCCCCUGCGUAUCCGGACUGCCCGAUCGCGCCUUUGCCCGGCUCCUGCCCCUUCUCCGCCCAGGUGGGCGCGCCCGCUUCACCGCUCGCAAGGGGCGCUUUGAGGAGACCAGAAAGUCGCGGCCCGGCUGCGCGGGAUGCCUUUCGCCAAGCGGAUCGUGGAGCCGCAGUGGCUGUGCCGUCAGCGGCGCCCGGCGCCCGGCCCGGUGGAGGACGCGAACGGAGGCACCAAUGAGCCGCCGCCGCCCCUGCAGCCGCCCGGCCGACGGGACGAGGCCGUGGCGCCGGGGCCGGAGGAUCCUCCUCGCGCGCCCCCCGCGCCUCCCGGGCCGCCGCCGCCGCUGCCCACGGCUGCAGACCAGGCGCAGCCGCCGCACGGAGAGGCGCCCGCGGCAGGCGAGGAGAGCCCGGCGGGGGUCCCGGAGGCGGCGUCCACGGCUGGCGAGGCGUCCUCGGCGGCGGCCGCGGCCGUGCUGCUCAUGCUGGACCUGUGCGCAGUCAGCAACGCCGCGCUGGCCCGCGUCCUCCGGCAGCUCUCGGACGUGGCCCGGCACGCGUGCAGCCUCUUCCAGGAGCUCGAGAGCGACAUCCAGCUCACCCACCGCCGCGUCUGGGCGCUGCAGGGCAAGCUUGGCGGCGUGCAGCGCGUCCUCGGCACGCUGGACCCCAAGCAGGAGGCAGUGCCUGUCUCCAACCUGGACAUUGAGAGUAAACUGAGUGUGUACUACCGUGCCCCGUGGCACCAGCAGAGAAACAUCUUCCUCCCAGCCACAAGGCCGCCCUGCGUGGAGGAGCUGCACCGCCACGCCCGGCAGAGUCUGCAAGCCCUGCGCAGAGAACACCGGAGCCGGAGUGAUCGCCGGGAGCAGAGAGCCACUGUCCCCCUUUCUGUAGCAGCUCCUCCACUGCCAGCCUACCCGCCAGCUCACAGCCAGAGGAGGCGCGAAGUUAAGGACCGGCACUUCUUAACGUUUAACAGCACCCGUUCGCCCUCCCCCACUGAGUGUUGCCACAUGACCCCAUGGAGUAGAAAGUCCCAUCCCCCAGAGGAUGAAGAUACAGAUGUCAUGUUAGGGCAGAGGCCGAAAAACCCAGUACACAAUAUCCCCUCCACACUGGACAAGCAGACCAACUGGAGCAAAGCACUACCUCUCCCGACGCCAGAGGAGAAGAUGAAACAAGAUGCUCAAGUGAUUUCUUCUUGCAUUAUUCCCAUCAAUGUCACCGGAGUUGGUUUUGACAGAGAGGCUAGUAUACGCUGCUCUCUUGUUCAUUCACAAUCCGUACUACAGCGGAGACGAAAACUGAGGAGGAGGAAAACCAUCUCGGGUAUCCCCAGAAGAGUCCAACAAGAAAUAGAUUCUGAUGAAUCGCCCGUGGCCAGGGAAAGGAAUGUGAUUGUGCACACAAAUCCAGACCCUUCCAACCCUGCCAAUAGGAGGUCUGGAACCAGAGACUCAGAGUGCCAAACUGAGGAUAUUCUGAUUGCUGCUCCAUCCAGAAGGAGAAUCAGAGCUCAGAGGGGUCAAAGCAUUGCAGCUUCCCUUUCUCAUUCCGCUGGCAACAUUUCUGCAUUGGCAGACAAAGGCGACACCAUGUUUACUACUGCAGUGAGCAGCCGCACAAGAUCUCGGAGCCUUCCCCGGGAGGGCAAUAGAGGUGGGGAUGCUGAGCCUAAAGUUGGUGCUAAACCCUCAGCAUAUGAAGAGGGGGAGCCUUUUGUGGGCGACCGAGAAAGAACCUCUAAUGAUUGCAGCGAGGCUCCCAGCAGUCCAAGUGCACAGGAACAUCAGCCUGCUUUGGGCCUGUCCUGUUCGCAACAUCUUCACAGCCCCCAGCACAAGUUAAGUGAGAGAGGGAGGUCACGUCUGUCCCGAAUGGCUGCCGACUCUGGCAGCUGUGACAUCUCCUCCAACUCAGACACCUUUGGGAGCCCCAUCCACUGCAUCUCCACAGCUGGUGUCCUCCUCAGCAGCCACAUGGACCAGAAGGACGAGCACCAGUCAUCCAGUGGCAACUGGAGUGGGAGCAGCUCCACAUGCCCCUCACAGACCUCAGAGACAAUCCCUCCUGCAGCUUCUCCUCCCCUCACUGGCUCUUCGCACUGUGACUCAGAGUUGUCACUAAACACAGCUCCUCAUGCUAAUGAGGACACCAGUGUCUUUGUGACAGAACAGUACAAUGACCAUCUGGAUAAAGUGAGAGGCCACCAGGCAAACUCCUUUACCUCCACUGUGGCAGAUCUGCUGGAUGACCCCAACAAUAGCAACACAAGUGACAGUGAGUGGAAUUAUCUACAUCACCAUCAUGAUGCCUCCUGUCGCCAGGAUUUUAGUCCUGAGCGCCCCAAGGCAGACAGCCUGGGCUGCCCUAGCUUCACGAGCAUGGCCACUUACGACAGCUUUCUGGAAAAGUCUCCAUCAGACAAAGCAGACACUAGCUCUCACUUUUCGGUGGACACAGAAGGAUACUACACCUCCAUGCACUUUGACUGUGGUCUCAAAGGUAGUAAGAGUUAUGUCUGUCACUAUGCAGCCCUGGGCCCAGAGAAUGGCCAGGGCAUUGGGAUCCCUCCUACUCUUCUGGACUGUGCCUGGCAGGACUACUUAGACCACAGGAAGCAAGGGAGACCAAGCAUCUCUUUCAGGAAACCAAAGGCAAAGCCGACCCCACCAAAACGUAGCUCAUCGCUGAGGAAGUCCGAUGGAAAUGCAGACAUUUCUGAGAAGAAAGAACCAAAGAUAAGCAGUGGCCAGCUCCCGCCUCAUAGUUCCAGGGAAAUGAAGCUGCCUCUUGAUUUCUCCAACACGCCUUCUCGGAUGGAAAAUGCCAGUCUUCCCACCAAGCAGGAACCUUCUUGGAUGAACCAGAGUGAACAUGGUAUUAAGGAACCUCAGUUAGACACUUCAGAUAUUCCACCAUUCAAAGAUGAAGGUGCUGAAUCAACUCACUAUGCAGACCUCUGGCUUCUAAAUGACUUGAAAACAAAUGAUCCUUACAGAUCUUUAUCUAAUUCAAGCACUGCUACGGGUACCACAGUUAUCGAAUGCAUCAAAUCUCCAGAGAGCUCUGAAUCCCAAACAUCCCAGUCAGAAUCAAGAGCCACCACCCCAUCCCUUCCUUCUGUUGACAAUGAGUUUAAACUGGCUUCACCAGAAAAGCUGGCUGGCUUGGCAUCUCCAUCAAGUGGCUACUCAAGCCAGUCUGAAACGCCAACAUCCUCUUUCCCUACAGCUUUCUUUUCUGGUCCAUUGUCUCCUGGAGGUAGCAAAAGAAAACCGAAAGUCCCAGAAAGGAAAUCCUCACUACAGCAACCCUCUUUAAAAGAUGGAGCUCUAUCACUGAGUAAAGAUCUUGAACUUCCAAUUAUACCUCCUACCCAUCUUGACCUAAGUGCUCUUCAUAACGUCUUGAAUAAACCAUUCCACCACCGUCACCCAUUGCAUGUUUUUAGUCAUAAUAAGCAGAACACAGUAGGAGACACACUGAGGUCAAAUCCUCCACCGUCCCUUGCAAUUACACCGACAGUCCUGAAAUCUGUUAACCUUAGGUCCAUCAGUAAGUCUGAAGAAGUUAAGCAAAAAGAAGGCAACAAUACAGAUCUCCCCUACUUAGAGGAAAGCACUCUCACAAUGGCUGCCCUGUCUCCAGGUAAGAUUAGGCCACAUAUGGCUAAGAAAUCACUAUCACGUCAGUACUCCACUGAAGACACCAUACUGUCCUUUUUAGACUCCUCUGCAGUGGAAAUGGGACCAGAUAAACUACAGUUAGAAAAAAACUGUACUUUUGAUGUGAAGAAUCAUUGUGAUCCAGAAACAGUAACCUCAGCUGGCAGCAAUCUUCUAGAUUCAAGUGUCACAAAAGACCAAAUACACAUGGAGAGUGAGCCUAUUCCAGAAAACACACCAUGCAAAAAUGGUGACUCUCCCACAGAAGGAUUUCAGAGGGUCUCUGCUGCCCGCCCAAAUGACUUGGAUGGCAAAAUACUCCAAUAUGAAGCUGGUCCAGAUGGAGCCCUGGCACAGGUCCAGAAGGCAUCCUCUGUAGAUCGGGAGGAAGUUGCACACCCUGAGUCUGUGGAUGUGCUCACAUCUCAGUCAAACUCCCCAACUAGAGCCACAGACAUAAGCAAUCAACUUAAACAUCAACUGGGGAUGAGCCGCCACCAUGACAAAGUGCCUGGGAAUAUCAGCUACAAAGCAGAGAUAUCAACUGCAAAUUCAUGCCCUGAAAAAUGUUCCGAGCAGGAAAAUACUGCUUCAGGUAUUUCAGCCAAAAGUGCCUCUGAUAACAGCAGAGCAGAGGAGACCCACGGAGGUGUGGAUGACACUUCAUUGAAAGGUCAGUGGUUGAUAACUUUGUCACAAUGGAAAGGUGUCUCAUGGUACUUUCUGAAGUUUUUCUUCCUUACAUUCCCUAUAACACAUUACAGCCCUGAGUAUUGGUUUCCCUCCACUAUUUCUCUUCACUUAUUAAAACAAUUGAGGCGCGGGCCCUGUGGCCAAGCGAUUAAGUUCGCGCGCUCGGAGAUGGUGAGGACCAAGCUGAAGGUCUGGGAAGGGCACUUGGAGGAAGAGAUGCCAGAUUCCAAGAAAUGA